Molecule: messenger RNA, 3144 nt
Organism: Serinus canaria (Common canary)
Lineage: Eukaryota; Metazoa; Chordata; Aves; Passeriformes; Fringillidae
Gene: DNTT
Product: DNA nucleotidylexotransferase
Exons: 14
Coding region: 574-1986 (470 amino acids)
Biological process (GO): double-strand break repair via nonhomologous end joining
Cellular component (GO): nucleus
Molecular function (GO): DNA nucleotidylexotransferase activity; DNA-directed DNA polymerase activity; DNA binding
Source: RefSeq, a predicted model, not a curated record
GGCAUUCAUGGUGGGUGGGAGAAAAACAUUCUUAAAGUAAAAAGCUGGAAUAUACUCAUAGUCUAAAUAAGUCUAUAAAGAACAUUGGAAAAUGAAGUCUUGCUUACAGCUGUCUGUCUAGAAGUUUGAUAAAAGUCUUGCUAAUUGGUUUUGCCUUUUUUCUUUUUUUCAUUUAACAGGAAAUAAAAAAAGCAACAUAAUCAACAGAAAUCACAGAGUCUGAAAGGGACCUGGAGAGAUCUUGGCAGGGCUUCAGCAGAGAGGCAGGAUCAAACACAACUAGAGGAAACUGGGAUCUGCUGGGGGAAGUUAGUGCUUGCUAUUCUUUGAAGUUACCAGCUGAAUUCUGAAGACUUUGCAAGAGAACAGAGCACUUUGUUGGACUGACACAGCACAAAGGAGAUAACACCAAGAUGUGUCUAAUCCUCAUCAGCAAUUCCUUCAGCUUCUCUGAUGCUGGCUCUUUUUCCUGCAGCUUAUUUCAGUGGAGUGUGCAGAAGGAGCUCUGUCAGGACUCAGUGUGCUGUUAGAUUACCUGUUGCUUUUCCUCAAUAGCCAAAAACUGAGAGGAAGAUGGGGGUGACCAGAAGGAUGUUUUUGAUGGAACUGGGAAGAAGAAAAGGUUUCCGAGUAGAAAGUGAGCUAAGUGAUUCUGUCACUCAUAUUGUGGCGGAGAACAACUCUUACCUGGAGGUGCUGGACUGGCUGAAGGGACAGGCUGUGGGUGACAGCUCUAGGUUUCAGCUACUGGACAUCUCUUGGUUCACAGCCUGCAUGGAGGCAGGAAGACCAGUUGAUUCAGAAAUGAAAUACCGCCUCAUGGAGCAAUCUCAGUCUCAUCCUCUGAAUACACCUGAAUUGGAAAUGCCAUCAUUUAUUGCAACAAAAGUAUCUCAGUAUUCAUGCCAGAGGAAGACAACUUUAAAUAACUACAACAAGAAAUUCACGGAUGCCUUUGAGGUAAUGGCUGAAAAUUACGAGUUCAAAGAAAAUGAAAUAUUCUGUCUGGAGUUUUUAAGGGCAGCUUCUUUGCUGAAAUCUCUUCCAUUUUCAGUAACCAGAAUGAAAGAUAUACAGGGGUUGCCCUGUAUGGGAGACCAAGUCAGAGAUGUCAUUGAGGAGAUUAUUGAAGAAGGAGAGAGCUCUAGAGUUAAAGAAGUGUUAAAUGAUGAGCGAUACAAGGCAUUUAAGCAAUUUACUUCAGUCUUUGGAGUGGGAGUGAAGACAUCUGAGAAAUGGUACAGAAUGGGCUUGCGGACUGUGGGAGAGGUAAAAGCUGACAAGACCCUGAAGCUGUCAAAAAUGCAGAAAGCAGGGUUUCUCUACUAUGAGGACCUUGUUAGCUGUGUGUCUAAGGCAGAAGCAGAUGCAGUGAGCUUGAUUGUCAAGAACACUGUGUGUACAUUUCUCCCAGAUGCUUUAGUUACCAUAACUGGUGGUUUCAGAAGGGGUAAGAAUAUUGGACAUGACAUAGAUUUUUUGAUCACCAAUCCAGGACCAAGAGAAGAUGAUGAACUUCUGCAUAAAGUUAUUGACUUAUGGAAGAAGCAGGGCUUACUCCUUUAUUGUGAUAUCAUUGAAUCAACAUUUGUAAAGGAACAGCUGCCAAGCAGAAAAAUUGAUGCCAUGGAUCAUUUUCAGAAGUGUUUUGCAAUUUUAAAAUUAUAUCAGCCAAGAGUAGACAACAGCACUUGCAACACAUCAAAAAAAUUGGAGAUGGCAGAAGUCAAAGACUGGAAGGCAAUCCGUGUGGAUCUGGUCAUAACCCCCUUCGAGCAGUAUUCAUAUGCUCUGUUAGGCUGGACAGGCUCCAGGCAAUUUGGACGUGACUUGCGGAGGUAUGCUGCACAUGAGAGGAGGAUGAUAUUGGAUAACCAUGGAUUGUAUGACAGGACAAAGAGGAUCUUCCUUAAAGCUGGAAGUGAGGAAGAAAUCUUUGCACAUCUUGGCUUGGAUUAUGUCGAACCAUGGGAAAGGAAUGCUUAAAAUUAUUUGCCAGUGUACAUUCAUCAGUUGGCUGCAAUGGUCUUUCUGCCCACCUUGCAGUCUGGUAUAGUUAUAUAUAUAUACAUAUAUAAUAAGUAUUUCUAUGACAACAAAAAAAUUUAAAUAAGUAUUAGAGGCCACUUGCACUUGCUAAUGUUCCUAGAAGAUGAUAGUUUAAGUUUUACAAAAUCAUUUCCAGUCCUUUCUAGUUUUGAAGCUUCUAUGUGGGAGUGAUAAGACAGAGCUUGUUUUGGGGGGAAAACUUGGAACUGGUGAGAUUUUUGCUUAUGAUAGGAAUUUAACAUUAGUAUGAACAAUACUUGUUUUUUAAAGUAGUCAGCUACAACAAUAUGUAAAUAAUUCAAAACAUUUGAGCUGAGUCAAAACAUUACUGAAAUGUAUGCUGGUCUUUAACUGAAUUUCUUAUGUAUUUUGCUGAAUCCAUGUAUAAAAUUGCUCUGUAUAUAAGCCUUAAUGACCUAGGCAGUAACUCCUUUGCAGUCUCAGCAACUUGAGGCUUCAGUUGUAAUAUUUUCAUAGGUAGGGCACCAUUCUACAAAAACUCUAAACAAGUUGAUAAUCAGUGAGAGUUAAAAGCAUUUCACAGGAAGGGAUUUUGAAAGGAAAAGUGGAAUGACUCAGUAGCAAUCUUCAAUUGUUUAGAAAAAUACUAUAAAUUUAUAGUACUGAUUUGGACUAAAGAGGAAUCAGAUUAUGAGGUGUAAUGAUCCUCAAUCAGGAAUUUGAAUGAUAACCUGCAUGAAAACAAUGGUUUUAAAGUGUCAGGCUGGUGUCUGCUUCAAGACAAAAGAUUUUAAUUAUCUGUGUUCAAUUUAGAUAGAGGGAACUUUAUUUACUAGUAAGUGUGAAUGCGUUGGAAUGGGAUUUUACUUGAGCUGUUGGGCUGUUGGCUGCUCUAGAGUGGUAUUCCAUGUCUUUAGUCAGAAAUUCAUCUAGGAUGUGAGAGGCUUUCCCAUAAAAGCCCUAUGAGAUAUUUUGGUUCCAGAAAAUGUCAAGGUAGCUCUUGUGACCACAGUGACAAUGAAGGAUUUGUAAUAGAUUAAUCCUUUAAUAAACAGGGGCAUUCUGUGCUUUUGAAGCUAUUUACUGAUUUACUGAUCAUUCAUCAUUUGAGAAUAAAGGUGACUAAGAGCACCA